AUGUACGUUCAUGACAACUUCAGCCGAUCGAGGCUUCUACUUCGAGAGCUUGGAUGCUUCAUCUUGCUCGUACUAUGCCCAGUCUUUGUUCUUUUCUAUUGGAAUACAUAUAACUCCUUUGAUGCGUCACUAGCGGCAGCAGUGCUGGCGCUGGUGACUGAGCGGCCCUUACAGUUCUUUCUCUCGCGAUGCCCAGGUCCAACAACCAGCUCUACUUACGCCUAUGCUGGCUGGCUACUUCUUCAAGCAGCACUCUAUGUUUACUUACCGGGCCCCGUUGCUUUUACCCCGAGGACACCGGCUGGGAGGCGCAUGCCUCACACUCUCAAUGGUUUUUACGCAUGGAUCUGUACCAUGGUGCUGAUGGCUACUGUUGUAUACGUGGGAAGUAUCGAUCCUGCCUUUAUUGCGCUAAAUUGGGCUGCGCUCCUGGUAACGGCUAGUGCCUGGUCUUUUCUCGUCAUUGCUGUUUUUCAGGUCAAGGCUCGGCUUUGGCCUGAUGAUGUCGGGGACACUUUACUGACAGGUGAGAUCUACAUGACUGCCUUCCAUGCAGCUGAAAUGUGUCUCACCUGGAGUAUUUAG
Beauveria bassiana ARSEF 2860 is the source of this 585-nucleotide messenger RNA. Its product is annotated as 7-dehydrocholesterol reductase. Gene Ontology annotation, biological process: cholesterol biosynthetic process; brassinosteroid biosynthetic process. The transcript has a single exon. Lineage: Eukaryota; Fungi; Ascomycota; Sordariomycetes; Hypocreales; Cordycipitaceae. The record is from RefSeq and is a predicted model, not a curated record. Gene Ontology annotation, cellular component: endoplasmic reticulum membrane. The coding region runs from base 1 to 585 and encodes 194 amino acids. Gene Ontology annotation, molecular function: 7-dehydrocholesterol reductase activity.